AAGUCGCUGUUUGGGACAGAGCUCUGUCCUGGCAAGCAGCAAUGGCGCCCAACUCCACCAUUAUCGCCGAAGAAGGGGUUCGCGUGCGUAAGCCGAACACCUCCCUGACUGGCGGGCUAUGGGUCAACGAUCGCAUAGGCAAGAAGCAGUUCAAAGUGCCGCGGCAGCAGAAGGAACCUACUCAAGCUGUCGCUCUUAGCAAGGCCCAGUUCGACAUGCUACAAGCUAUGUGGACGAAGAGUCAGGGGGGCAAGCAAGUUCGUGUCGGUGAUGACGAGGGGGCCGAGCAAGCCGAAGAGGAGGAGGGCGACAACAUCUUGAACCAGACGCUCCCCACGGCAUCUGCGAAUCUGGCAGGCUCUUCACGGCGGAAGAAGGGCGCUGGGUCAUCGAGGAAGAAGGUGGGCAGCCAGCGGGCAGCGGAAGCAGAUCCCGACGAGUCGGCCGAAGAUGAAGGGGCCUCUGUCCGCACGGCUUCACUGCUGGGCCUUGGAGGAGGCCGCCACGGUGGUGCGGAGCAGGCAGCGGCCGCCGAGGAUAUGCUUAACCACGAGUGGGGCGUUGGGAGCAACAGCGUUCUGGCUGAAGCUGUGUCCGCGAUGCAAGCGCAGCUGGGUGAAGUUAUGAAGGCAGUGAGCCUGUUGAGCCAGCUGCCGCAGCUGGUCACCCAAAUCGGGGACUUGUCGAAGAUGCUGACUGAGGUGAAGAGUGUGGCAGCAGAGAUUCGAGCGGCCCAGGCAUUGGUACGCCCUCCACCGGCCACCCCCAUUGGUCAGGGGUACGCGGAAGGCAUUCCCGGCUCAGUGGAUGACGUGCUGGCCGACGACUGGAACGCAGGCCUUGCGGCAAUAGCAAAGACCAUCCCGAAAUCUAGCGAGCUCUCGGGGAAGCUGGUCGGGGUUUUCAUACAAAGCGUCAGCGUGCCGAUCGACGGCAACCCGAAUUCCCUCUCCAUGUGGCCGGAUAAUGAAACGGUGGCGGCCAACGCUGUGGUACGGCAGGCGAUCCCCCCCAGCAAGGAGCCGCGCUUGGCGUACCUGCUGAAGUUCUCGAAGGCCCACCUGAAGACAUGGUCAAGGGUGGCGAACCGGAUGCGGGCAGCGAUCAUACGGUGGGGGAAGACGGUGCUGUUUGCCAUUCUCAACAUCCGGCGGUCGGUCAAGGACAUGCCCAAGGGGCUGAAUUGGAAGGUGGUUCGACCUGGGGGCAGGAGACGCUCUCUAGCCAAGGCAUAUGCCCUUGUCAAGCCAGGCCGCUUCUGCCUGGUGUGGCACUGUGAUGGCAAGGGCAUGCCAUUUGCAACGUGGCAGUUUGAGAUCUUCCUCGCUGCCGCCUUGUGGAAGUUCGUCACCGGGCAGGAGCUGCGUGUGUAUCCCUACCUUCUCGCCUACGCCCUGUACGGGGCGGAGUACCCCUUGAUGGCGCACAGGGAGAACGUCCGUGGGCUGCCCACGACCGACCAGCCCAACAAGAACAACGCUGACCGCCAGCACGCCAUCGUCAAGAACUGGCUGCGCGAGUCCAUCAUCCAGUGGCACGGGCAGAAAGGCGGGCCUGUGUGGGUAGAGGAGGAGCAAGCCUACCAGUUCAGUGCUGGAAGCCACUUCGUCAUCUACAUCAUCUUCCCCCCCCCUGCAGAGGUGGCUGCAAUGGUGGAGAUUCCGGUCGGCCCGGUGGAAUAUCCCAAGUGUUCCAAGAAGCGCCGCACUGCCACAGGCGUGGCAGAGCACAAUGAUGCGGAGGAGGGGUGGGAAGAGGCAGAGGAUGUUGAUGGGGAUUCUGAGGAUGAUGAAGAGGAGGAUGAGGAAGAUGAAGGCGAUGAGGGGGAUUUUUAGCUUUACACUGUUUAUGCUUUUGUUUUUUUAUUCGGUGGCGUGUGCUCCACCGUGAUUGCGUGGCAAACCUGUAGGUGAUCUCCUCUGUUGUU
This is a messenger RNA of Closterium sp. NIES-67, 1927 nucleotides long. The record is from the annotation of a GenBank genome assembly. NCBI's taxonomy places the organism in Eukaryota, Viridiplantae, Streptophyta, Zygnematophyceae, Desmidiales, Closteriaceae.